CAACCAAGUGAAACAUAUAUGCAAGAACUAAGUAAAACUUACAUGCAACAACCAGGUGAAACUUAUAUACACCAACUGGGUACAAAUUAUAUACAACAAGUAGAUGAAACUUACAUACAACAACUGGGUGGUAAAGCUUAUGUGCAGCAACCUUUCAAUUUACCUUAUUUAUCUUUGGAUGAAUAUAGCUUAAAUGAUAUUGGACAAUUGUCUAAUAAUUCUGAUGAAGUUGAACAAUUGUCUAAUAAUUCUGAUGAAAUUGAACAAUUGUCUAAUAAUUCUGAUGAUACUGACAGAAGAUAA
Molecule: messenger RNA, 303 nt
Organism: Dentiscutata erythropus
Lineage: Eukaryota; Fungi; Glomeromycota; Glomeromycetes; Diversisporales; Gigasporaceae
Source: the annotation of a GenBank genome assembly